Messenger RNA from Aspergillus novofumigatus IBT 16806, 3566 nucleotides. RefSeq lists its product as uncharacterized. Bases 399 to 3167 code for a protein of 922 amino acids. The record is from RefSeq and is a predicted model, not a curated record. Gene Ontology annotation, molecular function: protein binding. NCBI's taxonomy places the organism in Eukaryota, Fungi, Ascomycota, Eurotiomycetes, Eurotiales, Aspergillaceae. The transcript has a single exon.
UCACGUACGCGUAAGGUAGGAUGUGGAUGUUGCCUGGGAUGUUUACUGUUGCUGUUACCUUCAUCUGUGCUUCUCUCUCCUACACCCUGAAUAUUUUCUUCGCAAAGGCGUCUUCAUUCGACCCUUGGUGCAGAACAAUCUACUAAAUCCAUCGAAUUAUCAAUCCUCGUCCCUUUAACAGAGGAACUACACGAUCGUCCCACCGUACAGUCCUGCUCCAUGUCGGCCGAUCUGGUGUCUGGCCCGCGCCUACUCUAGAUCUUCGUGACAAGCUAAGAUCAUCGAUCUCGCUAGAUGCAUCGCACAUCGUCUCGGAUCGCAGUCUUCAUAUCCACUAGACACUCUGACAUCUUCACUCCUACCCUUCCAUGGAUGACGGCGCUUUACGGAUAUCUGGAAUGGGCAGGACUGCCGUCAUGAGUCUGACGUCCAUCGUCUUGCUUGUGUCGCUGCUUAUCUGUCCUGUCCGCGCAGCGAUUCCAUACUCGCCGUCCCAUAUCCUCUAUACCUCCCAGCACAACGAUUCUUUUGCCUACUUACUGCGGCCCAGUGACUCGCAGCCGCAUGCCACCCAGUUUCUUUCGUUGAAUGUCUCAGGGAAGGUAGACGCAGCCAGCCCAGAGUACACGGUUCUUCUAGAUGAGCUGCCGUUCCACACAGACAACCAGUCCUCUGCCUUUGUUCCGUCUAUUGAUCAACAUGGUCACAUCAAGGUCUAUGUAGGGGACUGCGGCCAAUCAAAUGAGCAAGGAAGGCUUUGGGUUUUUACGCCAAGUGUCAAUAACUCGAGCGGCAAUGGAACGUGGGAAGUGCAUGAUUCGGACUUAGGGCAAGGGGACCUAGGAGUCAACAGCUACGGCCCCAACUAUCUGUCUGCCGCGUUCACCUGGUCGUCUUCCAACAUGACGGAGAGCUCGCUGUAUACCUUUGGUGGCAUGUGUCCGUUCAAGACGACCUCGAAAGCAACCUGGAUCUAUGCCUCCAGCUAUUCCCAGUCCAUGAUCGUCUUGAAUCCGCCGACCUCUGACCGUGUCUCUUCGUAUCGAAUAUCAACCGCUGGCCUGCGCGCACCACCUAUCCCGGAGGCAGGGUUCACAAUCACUCCAUUGCAUCCCACCUACGCACUGUCUCCUUUAGGUCGAACACUACAGCAACAAAACUUUCUCUUCAUUGGGGGCCACACCCAGAAAGCCUUCAUCAACAUGUCUGAGCUUGCCAUCUAUUCUCUUCCUCAGGACAGCUGGAGCUUCGUCACAGCCGAGUCAGGGUCGGAUAUGGGAAAAACUGAGCUUGCUGUUCGAGAUUCAGCAUUCGUGGAGCCAAGGACGGGACACACGGCCAUUCUCUCGCCGGACGGUAGCAAGGUCAUCGUCUUCGGCGGAUGGGUAGGCAGUACCAGUCGACCUGCUCAGCCGCAACUGGCUGUAUUGGAGAUGGGAGAAGAGUUUGGAGGCACUGGCUCAUGGCGUUGGGUGGUCCCAUCUCACCAAGGAAGCGGACUCGCAGACGGAACCGGGAUCUACGGUCAUGGUGCAGCAAUGCUUCCUGGCGGUGUGAUGAUGAUCGCCGGCGGGUACAGCACUUCCACAACAACGAAGCGGUCGGCAGUAGGACCUCAGCCUAACUCCCAAGUCUUUCUGUACAAUGUUACGUCUGGAAGCUGGAUGACUUCAUAUAGAAAUCCAAGCCUGCCGGAACCGGAACCGGAACCCGUAGGAGCCUCUGGUGGCUCCACGUCUUCAUUGUCGAAAAAGGCAGGGCUGGGUGCAGGACUCGGACUGGGGAUUCCGUCAGUUGCAGGCUUGGCUGUGUUUGCUUGGUUCUACUGGCGGAGACGCCGUGUGCGGCGGUCUCGGGAUCGCGAACUGCGCAAGCUCGCUCUCAGUGCACAAAGGGCACACUUCUGGGGCAGGGACGAGCCCGAAAUGGCGAGCAGCAUCCGCAUGUCCAAGACCAGGGACCAGAAUAAGACGAUCUCCUGGACCACCGCUCCAAGUCGGAACGAGCAGGACAACGGCGAAGGUGCUGCCGAGAGCACCAGCCUGCUUCGUGACAUCCCGACCCCUGACAGAAACAGCCAGCAAAGCUUGGGAACGCGCCCUUACCGAUAUUCAGCGCCAUACAGCGAGUACAGAAGAAGCGAGGCUGCGGGUGAAAUACAUCCAAUCGACGAACGCGAUGAGGAAGAAGCAAGUUCUCCAGCGUUCGGCGACCCCGAUACUGCCGCCGCCUCUGAGCCUUUCUUAGGCGCUGAAUUUGUGACUCCGCGCAGUACAAUGUCGAAUCCAACUGGAAUUCCAUAUCGAACAGUUAGAGCUGUACCUGCGGAAGAUCCACCCCGAGACGGAGUUUUGCCCUCAGAUCAGGACGAGCGCACUUCGUCGAAUCUUUCGGACUCUUCAGCUAGAUCUGGGAGUAGUGCUCCUCGCCCGCAGGCGUCACUUCGUACCCCUACAAGUUUGCCAGAUAAUGGACGCAAUUCGCCAGAAGCGCCACCCUCUGCGUCCACUCAUGGGACAGGACUGUCCAGAGAGAAGCGCUACUCCUCGGACUCCUACUCUACCGCACAUACAACCCUUUCGCUACGAUGGGCCGAAGGGGAGCAUCUUCUGAAAAAUGAUACUGAGCCAAACGUGCCAAUAGAGGAACCCUCAACGCCGGGUCGAUCCCCGCUGACUCCAAAAGCGCGGACGUUUGGCUGGAUGGGCAGCGUGCGUCGCGUAAUUUCCGGAACGCAGAGGCGAGUUACAGCGAUACGAGACUCGACGACAGCCUCUCUGGCGUCGGGCAUCGAUCGGAGGAGUACAGUCCUCGGAGCCAGGACGGUGGAUGGCGCACAGAAUGAGUCGAAGGUCCCGCGACGAGCCGUGAGUGCCUCGGCCGAGCUGUUCAGACGAAAACAGGGCGCCAAAGACUGGGGAGCAAGCAAUCGAGGCUCCCGGGAUACGGGCCUUCAGACCAUCAGGUCUUCCCGGGAUGAUUCGGCGUUGGACGGGCUGAUAGACGUGGACGAUGACGACUGGGAUGUCGAGGGCGCAGCCGAGGGCAGACGGGUCCAAAUCACAUUCACCGUUCCCAAGGAGAGAUUGAGAGUGGUCAACGCCACCGCCCAAGACUUGGACAACAUGUCUGAGAGAUCUAUCAGUCGAAGUAACACCGCAGCAUGAACGACAGCCUACACCGCUAGAGUUGUUAUAACGCAGAAGGUGUAUCCCACGCCUGCUACGAUCAGAUUGUAUAUCCAUAAAAUCUUCUUCUCUUUCUUGUUCGCUUUUUCUUUUUGUUGCUUGCCCUUCCUGGCGAAAGGGUUUGAUAUCCGCGACUGUUGUCAACUCUUAUUCCUUGUCUCACUUUGUUUGGCCUGUUUUGAGCAUGUUUCUUUCUACAGCCGGGUUGUGUCUUGACGAACGGAUAUGGACUAUGCUACGAAGUCACGACCUUUUCUCUUUCUUUUCUUCGCUUCUGGGCCGGAUUCUCAAUUGACGGUUUUUGUGGGCGUACGACAGGAGGAAGUCUCGAGAUUGUGAGCAUAUUCUGUUCCUUGUGCUCUGUACGUUGGAAGGCAG